AUGUCGACAGCAUCUUCAUUUCCUGAUCAAGUCAAAACUAGUUUGAUAAAUAUAUGUCAUCUAUUUACAACAUGUAUUCAACGUUAUGCUCUUCAUUGCAGUACGGAUGGUCAUUUUGCUCAAUUAAUCUUCGGUGCAGAUUUAGUUCGUGCUCAUCGAUCUCUAACAAACAAUAAUUCUCCUGCUGGUAUUACACAACUUCUUACCAAUCAUUUUGUUUCAUUUGAAGAAAAAUUAGGUACAAAUGUAAAAACAUUAGCAUUUUUUAUACGUAAUCUAUUUAUGGAUCAUUCUCUUAUUGAAAUGAAUACAUGUGAACGACGUUUAUAUUUAUCAAAUAUCAAUAAAAAAUUAUCUUCAAUUAAAUUUAUUUCAACAAAUAAAAAUAUUGUUAAAAAAGAAGAUAUUAACAUUGAAUUGUUAGUUGGUCAUAUUCUUGAUACAUUACCAAGAUUAAUCUUUGAUCGACAAGAAUUCUAUCAUGAUCUUCUUUCUCAUUUGGUUAAACAUAAUCUUGAUCGAAUUGAUGAUUAUCUUAUUUAUAAUCAACAAUUAUCUUUUGUUACAAUUGGUUCUUCAAUAAAACAAUCACGUUUAAUUGAUGGUAUACUUUUACCAAUUUAUAAUUCUCAUAAAUUACUUUCAUCAUUUAUUUCAAAUAGUGAAUUGAUAAUUGUAUUUUUAAAUAUACAAUCAAAAGAAUUUAAUAAUAAAUCAUCAUUAUUUACAAUAAUUGAUCAUAAUCAAGAAUUUAUUUCCUAUGAUACAUUAAUUUAUCGACAAUUUAUUAAAAAAUAUUUAAUAAAUGUUAAUUUAAUUAUUUCAUUAUCAUGUAUAAAUGAAUUAUUUCUUUUUGAAUUACAUCAAGCAAAUAUAAAUGUUAUUGAUUCAUUAGAUGAACAAACAUUUGAAUUUAUUUUAAAAGUUUAUCAAUGUUUACCAUGUAAUCGAUUAUUAAUUUCUGAUGAUGAAUCAAUUGAUAAAAUAUCAACAAUUUUACUUGAUCGGCAUGUUAUUGUUAAUCAACAAGCAUAUAUUUAUUUAUCUUCAAAUGGUUCUCAUCAAACACUUCUUUCUUGUGUUCCAACAUCUACAUUGUUUUUAACGACACAAAAAAUUUUAAUUAAUAUUGUUCGUCUUAUUAAAUAUAUUCUUGAACAAUUAAACAAAACAUUAUAUUUAUCAAUAUCAACAGAAAAAGAUUAUCUAAAAUAUAUUCAUGAUAAUAUUCCAGAAUUAAGACAUAUUUUAGAUAAUCAUCGUAUAUAUAUUGAUAAAAUAUCUAAUAGAAACAAUGAUAAAUUAUUUCCAAUAUGUAUUUUUCAAGAAUAUUUAUUAAAUGGAAUUAAUUUUCUAUAUUAUAUUAACAAAAUUGAUGGUAUAUAUAGUACUACGAGAAAAAUUGUAGUAGAAAAAUGUGAUUAA
Rotaria sordida is the source of this 1425-nucleotide messenger RNA. Lineage: Eukaryota; Metazoa; Rotifera; Eurotatoria; Philodinida; Philodinidae. The record is from the annotation of a GenBank genome assembly.